AUGAGCACCUGGAUGAACGAGGCCGCGGUCCCAAACCAUAAUGGCAACGGCUUUCCACAUAUGAACGAUCCCAAUGCUGCUGGAGCCAUGAUGGAUCCCUCAGCUUUCAUGGGCAGUCCUGCCCAUUUCAACCCUGCCCAGUUCGCCAAUCCCCAGCAGGCUCAACAGGCCCAGCAGCAGCAGCAGCAGCAGCAACAACAGCAGCAGCAGGCUCAGCAACAGCAAAUGGCCGCCGCCAUGCAAAAUGGUCAGAUGCGCAACGCUUCUCCAUCAUCCUUCCAGAACCCGGCUUAUCAAACCAACUCCGUCAUUCCAUCAAAACGACCCCGUCCGCGCGAAGACAGCCUCGCCGGCUCGCCGCGACAAAAUCCCGGUAUGCUUCCGACCUCGCGCUCCGAGACGCCCCAAACCUUUCCCGGUUAUCAAGGCGGCGGCAUGCCCCAACAGGGCCAAGGUCAACCAUCGCCCUAUCCUCAUCUCCAAGCAAAUGGCUCUGCGAACGCGACGCCAUCCCCGAUAAUGGCGAACCAGCUUCGUCCCGGCAGCGUGCCUCAACGAGUCGCGACCGCAUCACCGCACCCCUUCUCUCCCGGUCCCCAACAGUUCGCCCCCCAAGCAUCGCCCAAUCCAUCCGAACACAGCACGCCUCAGCCGAAUCCUUACAUGCAAAACGUGCCAAACAUGCCCCCGGGCUUCAACCCCAAUUUUACACCCACCCAGCAAUCACCAGCGCGCCCUUCUCCGAACCCGAAUGCGAUGGCAGGAGGCAUGAUGCCCCAGCAGAUGGGACAAAUGCCGCAACAUAUGGGUCAGAUGCCGAACCAGAUGCUUCCUCCCAAUAUGCAGCCCCGGAACCCGAUGGAACAACAGCAAAUGGCGGCUUAUCAGGCGCGUCUCCAGAAGCAAUUACAACAAGGCAAUAUGCAAGGUAUGCAGAAUAUGCAAAACAUGCAAAAUAUGCAGAUGGCCCAGAUGCAGGCUCAAAACGCUGCUCAAGGACGUGGCAUGAUGCCUAAGCAGCCCAUGCAAAUGCCUAACGGCCAGAUGCCUCCUGGUGCUAUGCGCCCCCAGCAGCAGCAGCAGCGCCCGAUGCCUCGAACGGACCCCGAGCAGUUCAUGAAGAGCCUGACUACUUUUAUGACGGCUAAAGGCCUUCAGCUUGACGCGAACCCCGUUAUCGGCAAUCGCCCCGUGAAUUUGUUGACCCUAUUCCAGGCUGUCCAAUCCAAGGGAGGAUACAAGCCCACCACUGCUGGCAACCAGUGGCCUCAUGUCUCUAACAGUAUCGGAUUUCACCCCGGACAAAUACCCCAGGCGCCUCAAAUGUUGAAGGAGAUUUACGAAAGGAAUUUGCUUAGGUUCGAGGAGGCAUGGGUUGCGCAGACAAACCGACAACGCAUGAUGCAGCAGCAGCAGCAGCAGCAACAACAACAGCAGCAGCAACAUCAGCAGCAGCAGCAACAUCAGCAGCAACAGCAACAACAACAACAACAGCAGCAGCAGCAGCAGCAGCAACAACAACAUCAUCAACAUCAACAGCAGCAGCAGCAGCAGCAAGGCAUGCCCAAUCAGCCUAUGCCGGGCCAACAACCCCAGGGUACUCCCACGAAACAAACGUCUCCUCAGGGUCAGAUGCCUCCUCAGCAGAUGAUGCCGCAAGGCCAGCCGAACAUGCCUCCUCAAGUCCAGACACCCGUUAAGCAAGGGUCGUUUAGUGGCCAGCCGCCUGGCGUGAAUGGUUUCCAAACCCCCCAAGCACCGGGACAACACACGCCAGGCAAUGUUCCCCAUGGGCAUGCGCGAAACAGCCUGUCACGGAGUGUGGAACCUACACCAGGCCACCCCGGCGCUUUUCCUUCAGCUUCUCCAGCCUCUGUCAAGGCCGGAGGUAUGCCAAUGCCUGCUCCUCCCGGCAUGGACCAGACCCCUAUGGCUGCUUCCAUUAAGCCACGGAUGCUACGACUCGCUCAGGAAUCGGACGAGUACACUCCUAGCGCUCGCCCCCUGGAGGCUUAUGGCGGUAUCAACGUUCGUGCUUUCGACCUCAAAGGCUUGGAGCUUCAAACUCUGAAGCCUGAUAUUCCGCCUCCGUAUGAGCUGGGCUACGUGGAUCUUCAUGCGCUCACUCGCAGUUUAGAGUCUGGUAUCCAUGGUGAAGUUCGGCUUGCGCUAGAUACUCUGGCAACUGUGACGGCAACGCAGCACCAAGCCCUGCACAUCCAUCUCAAAUAUUGCGAAGAGCUGAUCGAGGCACUGCUGGAAUGCGCCGAGGAGCAGUUGGAUCUCCUUGUGGAGAACACAGAAGAGGCUUCGGCGGAUAUUCAACUGACGCCGUACGAAGACGUAGCACGCGCCUGCUGGACAGAGAAGAUGGGUGUCAGAGAACUGCCAAAGUUCGGGUCGCCCGAGUACGAACUUGAUCGAGCCGUCGAUCGUUUCUCCUGCGUCAUCACGAUCCUCCGUAACUUGUCUUUCCCCGAGGCUGCAAACGAGAACCACAUGGUGCUUGGCGACGAGCUGGUUAUCAAAUUUCUCUGCGCUGUGAUUCGGUAUCUCGGUACACGCAGCAUGCUUUUCCGAACCUACGCAAACACUCUUGAGUUCAUGAAAGACGCCAUUAUUUUGCUAUCCAACAUUGCAGGCGCUGUCGAGGUUCCUGGUCGCGAACAAGCACUUUGCCUGCUACACUUCUUGCUAGCAUUCGCACCAGCUCCUGGGCCCACAUUGGUGGACGACAAGCUCUACUUCCCACCGUACCAGCCUGGCGUCCACACCUACACAUUCCAUGCAGUCGAUGCCUUGGCCAGGUUCCUUGCUAGAGACGAGCCGAACCGGACGCAUUACAAGACGAUAUUUGCCACGGAUGCAAGCAGCAACCCGCCCUAUGACCUUCUGACAAGAGCAUUUGCCCUUUCGACCACCGUCGUACCGAUUCAAUCGCCCGAGUCCGCUGUAGCUCACAUGGAGGCACCCGAGAAGUUCUUCAGACUUAUCGAAGACCGCAAGCCUUGGCUUAUGCAAGGUCUUUUGGCUGCGGACAUCAUCGCUUCACUUGCACCGGGCCACGAAACCGGCGUCGCCAAGUCUUGGCUCGCAAGCGGCAACGGCUUCGCUCAAAGUCUGUAUCACUUUGUACAGGUUCUUGGGGCACAGUUCGAGCAACCGUGGCAGACGCGGAGCGGACAGGGUGACCCGGCGGGCCGAGAUACGGGCCUGGUGUACAUUGCCACGUGUGGUAUCUCAACGCUGAGGCGGUUGGCUGAGAAGUCUCGGGACCCCAACGACCCCAAGUCGACGCUUCCUGCAGACGCAUUGCCCUCUGAAGAAAGUUUGUUCAAGAUGAUGCUAAUGCGGUCGCCCGAGUGGACCAAGGACGGAGUGAUUAAGAACCUCACAGCUUAUGCAGCGUUGGAUUGUUAG
Molecule: messenger RNA, 3420 nt
Organism: Colletotrichum truncatum
Lineage: Eukaryota; Fungi; Ascomycota; Sordariomycetes; Glomerellales; Glomerellaceae
Product: arid/bright DNA binding domain-containing protein
Biological process (GO): regulation of transcription by RNA polymerase II
Cellular component (GO): SWI/SNF complex; nucleus
Molecular function (GO): transcription cis-regulatory region binding
Source: RefSeq, a predicted model, not a curated record